AUGGAGAUGAUCCUGCAGGCCCUUGGUAAGUCCUACUACUACCACCCUGGUUGCUUCAUCUGCUCAGUGUGUAACGAGUGUCUGGAUGUCGUUCCCUUCACCGUGGACGUGCAGAACAACAUCUACUGCGUUAGAGACUACCACACGGAGUUUGCUCCAAAAUGUGCUUCCUGUGCCCACCCUAUCCUCCCUGCCCAGGGCUGUGAGACAACCAUUCGUGUGGUGUCCAUGGACAGAGACUACCACGUGGAGAGUUACCACUGUGAGGAUUGCCGGCUCCAGCUGAGCGGGGAGGAAGGACUCCCCUGCUACCCCCUGGAUGGGCAUCUGCUCUGCUGCCUGAACAGGGCCUGCUCCCCUCGCCGGCUGUGCAAGUGA
Molecule: messenger RNA, 378 nt
Organism: Microtus ochrogaster (prairie vole)
Lineage: Eukaryota; Metazoa; Chordata; Mammalia; Rodentia; Cricetidae
Product: Wilms tumor protein 1-interacting protein-like
Exons: 5
Coding region: 1-378 (125 amino acids)
Source: RefSeq, a predicted model, not a curated record